CGAAAGCUUCUCAUACAAUUCAUUUCCGGAGGGACAUCACACCAAUAGAAAUGUCUCUUACUUAUGGAUCCCAGAUGAGUGAUUAAACGCUCAGUUGUAAUCAUAUGUAUUGUGAAAAGUAGAAAAGUUUCAGAUAUGCUAUCAGUUAAUCAGUGAAUGCUACAAAAAAACUUGUUUAUACAAAAUGAUAAAUUAUGCAGAUUCCAUUCAAUAGAAAUAGAUACUGUUCAAGCUCUAAACAUAGGGGGAGCAUAAAUAACUAUAGGAAUGUUUCUAUCUAUAGAACAAUGCAUUUAAGCAAGUUGUAACGAUGCAAUUCUAAUAGUAAAUGCUGGCGCAGUGCUAUGAAAAUGCUAGUGUUCUAAUCAGAUUCAAAAUUAUUCUACGGAAAAAAGGAUAUUAAAUUAUUGAUUGUUUACAACCUAGUCCUAGCUACAAAUGAGUGCAUUUAUCACAUACAAAAUGUAAAUACAUGUACCAUAAAAAGUGACUACUGCAAACAUUUUAUCUAGGAUAAAAAAAUGGAAAAAGUGCAACCACCUGAUAUUAUGGAUGAUCUUUAUGAGAACAAAGUUGUUCCUGCUGAAAAUAAUGGAGAUAACGCUGAAAAUGAAAAAACUACAUUCAACAUAGAGAAAACAUGUCUUAAACAUGUUCUCUUAGCCAUGACAAUUAGUGGAAAUUAUAAUCCGUGUAAGCGUAAAAAAUAUGGCAUUCUCAUAACCAUCUACCGGAUUCUCAUCCUUGUGGCAAUUCUUGCUUUCACGGCAAAGACAAUUUCCGGUUUUUUCUACAUAUCUGAUAAGGAUUUCUUUGGACACGGUAUUGUAUUGACAUGGAAUGUUUCUUGCUUGUUCAUGUUCCUCCUGACACUUCGUAUGAACCAUUCUUCUUUCGGAAACCAAGAACGCACCUUUCGCUUUUGGAACACAACUAUUGGGCCGCAAAUGGAAAAAUUAGGGAUAAAAUUUGACCGAGACAGUUUCAGAAAGAGGCAGAUUUUUCUGUGUUGUGCUGGUGCAGGAUUCAUUACUAUACUACUAUUGUUCAGUGCUUUACAAUUAACUGGCAUUCUAGGUAGUGGAAAUACUGCGAUGAUGACGACACCUUUUGAGAACACGCCGUUUACUUGCUUCCUUCAAAUGAUACUAAUAGCAGCUUGCGGCUUCCAGGCAAAUAUACCAGCACUCUACAUGGUGGUCAUAUUCUCUUUGCUUACACGCUGUUUUCGAGGCUUUAACGAAUAUCUACAUAAGAAAAUGUGCCAAGAUGCGUGCCGUCUGCCGCAAACUAUUCAGAAGAUACGUGAAUUCUACACGGACCUCUGCAAAAUUGUCAAGGACUUUGAUAAGGACUUCCAGUACUUGCUUGGAAAUCUGUGCUUCUGGAACAUUACGCUUGGUCUAUUCACUCUAUAUGUGUUGUUACAUGUAAAUGAUGGCAGUUUAGGGCUGAUAGCAAUCAUGGCUUACACAUUCUGGCUCUUUCUAAGCAUGGCAAUCGUUGUUAUUGUGUCAGUCUUUGCUGCACUUGUUCAUGAAGCCGCCCAUGCCCCACUAGAUAGUAUCUACUACAUCAAUGUGCAGGACAUCACUGUGGAGAAACUAGCACAGCUGAACCUGUUCCUGUCAAAGUUGACUGGUACCCAAGUUGGAUUUUCAACAUGUGGACUACUCAUCAUAACAAAGGAAUUCAUACUGACAAUAGCUGGUGUUUUCCUGACAUAUUUUGCCGUCCUCUACACACUGUAAAAUGAUGGCUUGUUUUUUUACUACCGUAAUUAACAACAAAAACACAACAGAGAGUUAAUGCCAGUAAUAUACCCGUGUGAGACAUAAAGCAAAAAUAAGACAAUAUAAAUAAAAUUUUUAGAAAAAGUGUAUAUAUUUUGGCAUUUACCAAAGGUCAAAAUAAUGUCAUAUCUCUAAUGACCUUGAUACUUGACAUCUGUGUAUAAUAUUCAUAAGACAUAACUGGAAUUAUUAAUGAAGAUAACUGGAGAGAUAAAUUUCCAUGUCAUCAAUGGACCAUAAAAUUAAAACCUCCAGUGUAGUGUAAAGUAUGGAAAAAGAUCAAAUCUGAAUCAUUUCUGAGUUUCUGGUUUUCCUCCACAAUAUGAUAGUUUUUGAAAGCUAUGAAUAAAACACUAGAAAAUAUUGUAGAUUUAGUGCACACAAAAAGUCUGCAAAAAAAAGCGGAAAUCUAUACAGCAUGAACAAAAAAUCUGCAUUAUACGAAAAGCCAUUAAGUUUUUACCCCAAGAUAGAGACAAGACAACAUGAUACCUUUCACAUGAUUCUAUCUUUUUCACAAUGCAAGCCAAAAUUUUCAAAAUGAAACAGUUUAGAAUAUCACUCUUUGGAAGGGUGAACAAGAAUCUAUGGACAAUACUUUUAACUUUUAACCAGUUGUACCAAAUAUCAUCAGACUUUGCCAUCAGUAUAGAUUUAAGCCAGAGUGCAUGUCUAUGUAGCCUGAACAAGCGAUAUACUGUCAUUUCAAAAUUGAAAUUCUUUAAACUUCUAAUGGACUGUUCCAAAAUUCAAAGCAGGAUAAUUCUAUUGCACAACUUCAGCAGAUCAAAGGUGAAAGUGAAAACUAUUAUGGAAAACCAGGUUGAUUUCAGCAAGUUAUUUGUUAAUACAACUUCAUAUUUUCAUUACCUUGAAAUUUAAUAUCGCCAAAAUCAUUUCAUGCUUUUUUACAUGUCAUUUCAUUUCUUGAUCAAACGUUUACUUUUUCUUUUUCAUAUAAUGAUAUACAUUGUACUUUAUCUGUCGUGUUAAAGUCUGAAAUUUGCAUAGUGUUUUAAAUGUCAGUUUUCAUACUUCAUGUGUCAAAGACAUUUUAAAUUCACAUUGUACAAAAUCAUACUUUUACCU
Messenger RNA from Ruditapes philippinarum (Manila clam), 2882 nucleotides. RefSeq lists its product as uncharacterized. Gene Ontology annotation, molecular function: taste receptor activity. NCBI's taxonomy places the organism in Eukaryota, Metazoa, Mollusca, Bivalvia, Venerida, Veneridae. The transcript is spliced from 4 exons. Gene Ontology annotation, biological process: detection of chemical stimulus involved in sensory perception of taste; sensory perception of taste. The record is from RefSeq and is a predicted model, not a curated record. Bases 522 to 1751 code for a protein of 409 amino acids. Gene Ontology annotation, cellular component: membrane.